GUUAAAAAAAAAAUACACACUUGUUUCUGUAUAAUUGGAAUCUUAAAGAACGUUGCAUUGUUUUUGUUUUUUGUAUUUCCAAAAAUCACUAACUGUCACUGAUCAUUAAGCUUAAUUAGCUUCCGUUAUUUAGUGAUGAACAAAAGGCGCAGGACUUGGCUGUUGAACCAGACACUCACAGCCAUGCUUUUCUUCGUGCUAUCCAUCUAUAUCUGCUUCACCACCAUUCAAUCAUGGGCCUCCUCAAAACCCACCAAGCCCAUUAGGCCCAAUAUUCUUCUUCCUCCCAUUUCACCCGACACUUCUUCUUCUUCUUCUUCCUCCAUGCGAGUCAAAGUUUACAUGUACGAUGAUCUUCCGACAAAGUUCACCUACGGCGUUGUCGAACAUUUCUGGACAGCACAUGGUUUUGCUGACGUGGCAAAGUCAACGCUCCAAAAACUCAAGUACCCGAGUCACCAGCACUCCUUGGAGUGGCACUUGUUGCUGGACUUAACCCGACCCGAAAAUGAACGAACCGGGUCUCCAGUCAUUCGGGUCAUGGAUCCUAACGAAGCUGACUUGUUUUACGUGCCGUUUUUCUCUUCUUUGAGUUGGGUUGUGAGCAGGACCCAUUCUGCGAACGGGUCGGGUAAGGUCAAGAAGUACUCGGAUUCGGAGACGCAGGAGGAGCUGGUGACGUGGCUGGAGGGGCAAGAGUAUUGGAGGAGGAACAAGAGGAGGGACCACGUGUUGGUUUGCCAGAAUCCGAAUGCGUUGAACCGGGUCAUGGAUCGGGUCAAGAAUGCCGUGUUGUUGGUCUCGGAUCUCGGGCGGGUAAGGCCCGGCCAUUCCUCGUUGGUUAAGGAUGUGGUGGUGCCUGACUCGCAUAAGAUUAGUGCCUAUAAUGGAGAUGUCGGCGUUGAGGAUCGGAAAACGUUGUUGUUCUUCAUGGGCAAUCGGUUUCGCAAAGUUCUUGUAAUUCAGGUGAAGCGAAACUUUGAGUACAAAGAUCCAAAUGGGACAGUGAAUGAAGUCUGGCGCCAAGUAUCACAGAAGCUCCCCUUGAUUAAACUGAUGAUCAGUUGUGACAGAAGGCUUGCCACAAUGCAUGUGACUGAGCCAGAUUGCUCUGCAUGUCACUGUUCAAAUCAAAGUGGCAUUGCUACCACCCGAUGAUGCUGCCUUCGACAAUGAUUCUGGAACUUUAUGCCUGCCUAAAGAAUCAAAGUCUUUUGCAUAUUGAGAGCAAGUGCAUGGCUUUUCUUCAGCAAGGAGAAGAUCAAGAAAUUUUAACUGUAUAAAAUAACUUUUUUCACCAGAACUGAAGGUAGAUGUGAAUAUGGAAUCCCUUCCAUUUACGGGGUUUUUGAAUUUUGGGUUUCCUUACACUUUUCUUUCUUUGGAUACCUCACUUAUUUUCCCCCCUUCUCCCCCACACACACACUCGCUCUUUCCCUCUCCCCACUUUGUAUCUUCUUUUCUAUCUUGACACAAACAAAUUUAGCAUCUGGAAACUUGGUUGUAUGUACUUGAAAUGUACAUGAUAGAGAUUACAAGGAUCACGUUUAUGUUGAUUCUUUUAUUUGAGCCGUCAUAA
Messenger RNA from Quercus robur (English oak), 1579 nucleotides. RefSeq names its product probable arabinosyltransferase ARAD1. Lineage: Eukaryota; Viridiplantae; Streptophyta; Magnoliopsida; Fagales; Fagaceae. The record is from RefSeq and is a predicted model, not a curated record. Gene Ontology annotation, molecular function: glycosyltransferase activity. Bases 136 to 1158 code for a protein of 340 amino acids. The transcript has 2 exons.